Messenger RNA from Phytomonas sp. EM1, 736 nucleotides. The record is from the annotation of a GenBank genome assembly. Lineage: Eukaryota; Euglenozoa; Kinetoplastea; Trypanosomatida; Trypanosomatidae.
GUCAUUCAAGCGUGUCGCUCGAAAGUUUCAAUUUGUUUGUUAGAGCUCUGCCACUAAGCCUCAGAAGUGCCUAUCAUUUGCUCACGCACUCUUUUUCCGUCUCGACGACAUGUCCUUGAAUAAAAUGCUAGAUGUUCAGCUACAGCUGAAGUUCACCGCUAAGCAAUUCGCUAAGAAUUCCGCCCGAUGCGAAAAGGAGCAGAAAGCAGAGAUGAACCGAUGCCGGAAGGCUAUGGAGAAGAACAACCUCGACGGGGCCCGCAUCUAUGCCGAGAACUGCAUUCGAAAGAGAAACGAGGCGCUGAAUAAUCUGCGCCUUGCGGCCCGCAUCGACGCGGUCGUCUCGCGCUUGGAUACGGCAAUCAAGACGAAGAUGGUGACGAAGAACAUGGGGCAGAUGGUGCAUGGAAUGGAUCAGAUGCUGCAGUCGAUGGACCCUGCCAAGAUCGGCCACCUCAUGGAAAGCUUUGAAAAGCAGUUCGAGACGAUGGACGUGACGUCGGCUUACAUGCAGGAGGCGAUCGGGCAGAGCGUCGCGACGACGGCGCCGGAGGAUGAGGUGAGCCAGCUCAUGGCGCAGGUCGCCGACGCCCACGGGCUCGACCUCAAGGCUAACCUUGACGAUAAACUCCGUAUUAACGAUACGAAGCUGAGCACGCCGGCCGUGGCGGAGUCCCUCCCGGAUAAAGAGCUUGUGGAUCUGGAAGAACAGUUCGCGCGGCUGCGCGGGCGUUGA